This is a messenger RNA of Chlamydomonas reinhardtii, 5674 nucleotides long. RefSeq lists its product as uncharacterized. Gene Ontology annotation, biological process: protein phosphorylation. The transcript is spliced from 14 exons. The coding region runs from base 255 to 3845 and encodes 1196 amino acids. Gene Ontology annotation, molecular function: ATP binding; protein kinase activity. The record is from RefSeq and is a predicted model, not a curated record. NCBI's taxonomy places the organism in Eukaryota, Viridiplantae, Chlorophyta, Chlorophyceae, Chlamydomonadales, Chlamydomonadaceae.
CGUACGACUUCUGAAGAAUAGAGGUGAAGACGCGAGGCGAAGACGCGAGGCGAAGACGUGAGGUGCGCCUGUUCUCACACGGUUUUCGUCGUGAGUUUCCAAUUUGGAGCACCUAUGAUACAUACCUGCAAUCGUAGUGCCUUCUGCUAAGUAUCCUGUUAAAGACUUAAUUUCAACGCAUUUAUGAUAACGCAUUGGCUAUGGACGCUCGCAGUCUGAAGGCGUCGCUCUGAAGUGUUGAUUAACCCUGCACAAUGAAGCAGGCUCUUUUAAUACCUGCUUUAUGGGUGGCCCUGUUGUUGGGGUUUGCCGAAAGCCAGUCAAGUACCGACGUCACGGUGGAAACAGCGGCGAAAUUCGCAGCCGCGUGCGCUGACAACUCCGUUGGAACCAUCAUUGUCCGGCGCUUUGCCUUGGUGCUGAACGACACCGACUUUCAGGGCCUUGACGUGCCCAUAAAACUGUCGCGCAAUUUGACCAUCCGAGGGGACGUUGCAGCGCUAGGUUACUGGCCUUUCCUGUAUCUUGGAGGCUUAAACAGGAUGACUCUGGGUGAAGGCGUGACGAUGAGGUUCCAGGACAUCGUGGUGGACACACCGCAGGCCGAUGGGGCUCUUCGCGCACCCAAUUUCCAAAUACUCACGCUCAGCGGGCCUGGCGCAAACGCGCAAGUGCUGCUCGGCCCCGGGGCAGCCCUCAUGAUAUCGGGGUGCUUCGGACCGACGCUGCAGUUGCAGAACGUGCAAGCGCUGCCGCGUGCUGAGGGCUACCCGGGGCCGCAGAUCGUCGAGGCCGGCCUGCCGCAGCCAGGCUGCCUAAACGACACCUACGCUCCGUACAUGAAGCGCUGCUGGCCUCAGGUCAGCAACUUCAUCGACGUCACGAUGGUGGGGCGGAGGCCGGACGCAGCCUCCAAUCCGCAGCCAACGAACUACGUAUGGAUCCUGCACAACGCCACGGCGGUAUGCCGGGCGCUGGUUCCCCCCGAGUGCAUUGCCAAGCUGGGCCCCGCAGCGUGCAUGCUCAUGACCGUCCGCAACAGUUCGGUGCUCGCGACGGUGCUGGAGCCACCCGCGAACGUGACUGAUGGGACCAUCAUUAGGAUGGCCUCUGAGGGCGGCACCGGCGACGGCGGCAGCAACCACACACUCGCCAUCGUGCUGGGCUGCGUGCUGGGAGCUGUGGGACCCCUGGUCAUCGUCGCAGUCAUCGUCGCCGUGGUGUCGUGGCGACGGCGGACAGCAGCGGGGCAACCCAUGGUGUCUAAACGAGCCGCUGACGACGGCAGCGCCGACGGGGAGGCGGCGAACGCUUGUGGAAACGACAAGGCUGACGGUCAGCAGCUACCGCAGCCGCAGCCGAGCAACGGCGCCGACGCCGUCACAGACGACAGCAAUGCGGGAACACACGCUGACCCCGCGCAGCUGUCGCCGACCGCAUCAGCUGCCUAUCCCGCGCUUGACUUGAUCACGAGGCACACGCCGCGCCAGCCCGGCAUUGAGCUGGACGUCAGGGUGGCUGGGCCCGCGGCGGCGGAUGCACUGCUCCUCGCCCAGCGUCAGUCCUGUAACAGCUGUGGGUCCCCCCCAGCUACAGGCACCCCGCUAGCGGGUGCCCACGCAGCACCCGGCGACGGCAGCGGUAGGCUGCUAAAGCAGCCACGGGGCAGCCACACCGCAGCUGGCAUUGGCGCUGCCGGCAGCGGCGCGGGGCCACACGGUGCCACAGGCAGCGCUCGGGCGCUGAGCGCCACGGCGGAGGCGACGUCGACGCUGCUGACGUCACAAGGGAGCCUCCAGCAGCCAACUGACGACAGCGUUCGCAGCACCUUGUCCUCCUACUUGCCGGCGAGCGGGGCCAUGGGCAUGGGCACCAGCGCAGCCCUCGAGGCGCCGGCACCUGUGACGGGAGCAUCCGCAGACGAGCCGCCGGUGCUGACGCUGCUGCCGGUGGUGCGGGGCGUGGGCGCCUGCGGCCGGGUCGUUGAGGGAAUCUACAUGGGGCAGCGCGUGGCUGUGAAGUUGCUGGACAGAGGCCUGCUUUACAACUACCCAAGCUCCUGCAACGCUCCGUCGACAGCAGCCCUGCUGUCAACGGGGCCGCAUCCGGUCAGCGGCGCGCAUACAGCCGCAGAUGCGUGCGGCGCUAUUGCUGCUGCCGACGAUGCUGCUUUGUCAUGUGAAGCCGGCAUCGUUGCUGCCGCCGGCGUCGCAGCGAGUGCGCCGCUGGCGGACGGCGCCAACGUUGUUGGCCCAGCUGCGGAUCGGGCUGCAAAGGCGAGCACGGAUGGUCACGGCGUUGACGCGGCGGACGUGUCCCUUCGACUGGGCGCGUCUCUUGAGGCGGAGGAGUACGACGGGACAGCAGCCACUGCUGCGCCGCCUGCCGACUCCGUUUCGCUGCAGCUGCCGCAGCCGCCUCACUCUGUGGCUGCCAGAGCAGGACAGGCGCCGGCCGGCGCGGCAGUGAGCCCUGCCGAGCUCAUGUUGGGCACGCAGCAGUCGCUAGCCAUGCAGCAGUCAAGCACGGCGAAGCCCAUCAGUCGUAAGGACCGCAUCUCGCAAGCCACGUCCGCCUUCCCGGGGCUUACAAUCCGCCACGCCUCCACGGCGGACAUGCCGGCGGGUGCGCCAGCCGCUGUGGCAGCGCUGGCGGAUGAGGCGUCCUUGCCGUCAGCCAACGGCACUGGGAGUUCCGCAGCCCUGGCGCGCCCGGUUGCGCUUGCUGCCCUUGCCAAGCAGCAGCAGCGCCACGAUGGCGACAGUAUGACACCGCAUGCCAUGAAGCGGGGUGGCAUCACCUUCCUCGGCGCACAGCAAGGCGACUCCCUGUGGGGCUGCAGCACACCAGACGGCAACAGCUCGACCCCGGCGGGCUUCGGCACCCACGCAGUCUACCGGAACCACCUGGCUUCGCCGGGCAUGGAUGGUUCAAGCCUCGGGCUCUCGGAGCUUCUGGGAGGCGCCGCUGUCGGCGGCGGCCACACGCCAAUGGACGGCGCCGGCCACGGCGCCGCGGCGCCCGCGCGCGCCAGCGAUGUGCUCCAGGCCAUGGCCCAGGAGCUGGAGGUGCUGGCCAAAUUGGCGCACCCCAACAUUGUGAAGCUGCUCGCCGCCAACCUCUCCCCGCCCACGCCCUGCCUGGUGUUGGAGCUGAUGGACACGAGCCUGGACAAGCUGCUGUACGGUGGUGUGCCUGGCGCCGACCCUGGUGGCGGCCGGAUGCCGUUGGGGAAGGUGCUGCACGUCGCGCUGCAGAUCGCCCACGCCUUCUCCUACAUGCACCCCACCAUCCUGCACAGAGACCUCAAGCCCGCGAAUGUGCUGGUGUCUCAGCCCUUCAGCGCCACACCUGUGGUGAAGCUGGCGGACUUCGGGCUGGCGCGGCUGCAGGAGACGGUGCUGGUUACGGCACGCGUGGGCGUGGGCACGGCGGCUUACAUGGCUCCCGAGUGCCUCAACGCACUCAACUGCGUCGUGACCCACCACGCCGACAUGUUCUCCUUCGGUGUGCUGCUGUACGAGAUGCUUGUGGGCGAGCGGCCCUGGGAGGGCUGUAGCAUGGUCCAGGUGGCGUACCGUGUGACCGACGGACAGCGGCCGCCUUUGGAAGAGCUUUCCCUUGAGCGCUGCCCCCGCGCUCUUCGAUCACUCAUCACCGCCUGCUGGGACCCUGUGCCCGAACGCCGUCCGGCCGCCUGCGAGGUUGCUAAGGAGCUAGUGCUGAUUAAGCGCAAGGUGGUGGAGGGAGGCGGAGCUGUAAAUGAGCAACAGGGACGUCAACUGGAUGUGCACGUGUUUGGAGGCCGAGGGCAGCACACCUGGGAGCCACGGCCUUCGGCCUAAUAGACGGUAUGCGACACGACGUCCAUGAAUGCACGAAUAUUAUAUGGUGCACGCUGUACGAAUGCCUUGGCUGGAGCAGGGGUCGACGUUCGGUUCCACCUUCCAAUGGAUGUACAAUGCGGCGGUCGUCGUGGCUGUUUGGAAUACUUCAACAGAGCUCGACAUCAGAAUUUGUCGAGCUCUAAAGCAUGCUAUGCAUCUAAGAAUGUGGGUUGCUGCGUUGCUGCAGCUCUAGUGCAUCUGUGUAGACAUGUACAUCCAAAUUCAUUCGAAGUUGGCUGAAGAGCCAUAACCGGGUCGCCGCGUCAGGGCGCGAAUCAUUUGCCUUGGAGUUUCGCGGCAAUGCGCAUGUACCAUGCUCGGAUGGGGACCAUGACACCUAUUCUCCAAGUUACUCCAUAAAGAGCACGGGCUGACACAUCGGCCUGGCUGUUCGGAGCACGUCGUUAUCGCCGUUGUUGGCGUUAUGCAUGUGCGCCAUUGUGGUAUGCCGUAGUGGUGGUCCUUUGUCUCAAAUUAAGUACGACAAUAAGGCCCGUGCACCUGUAUCAGGAAUGUUGCGAAGGUGGUCGCAAGGGCAUGGGGUUAGUUUGAUCGACUAACGCGAAUGGGAGCGGCUGUGUCGGGCAGCCGGGUGUCUAUCUUUUAUGGUGGGUAUGUGCGGGUGGGUGGGGAUUUCGGGGGAAGACUCCACUCCAUUUUUUCCAUGUCCCCGCAUCGUAGGGGGCCAAAUGAGAUUUUGCUGACAUGGACGUAGUCCGGGAAAUGUUGAAGGACUUAUGUGCUGGGGGUAACCGAAGCACAAUUUGUCUAGGUGGGGACCAGUUGCCCGCGUGAGGCUCCACUGCAUUUGAUGCAUCGAGCUGUUUCGGGGCAGGUUUGGUCUGAGGGUACUGGAGCUGUCGCGAAUGCUGCAACGCUGAAGACCUGUACUGAGGCGUUGGCUGCAGAUGGUCGUCGACUCAGCGGCGCACGUUUACGACAGGCUGUGGGCAAUUUGUGUUGCCAGAUGCGAGGGAUUAUGGGACACAGUAGCGAGCAAGGCCCAUGCAUGGUGGUGGCUGUGAAGGUUACGGGGCAGGCAGUGGUGGUGGCGGCGGCGGUAUGGUGAUGACUGUGGCGGCAGUUGGCAUCGGGCCUGAGCUAAUCCUGAGUAGUUGCUUCGUCCAGCUACGGCAGGCAGACUCCAGACGUUCCGCCCUUUACAUUGUUUCAUUGGCAUGAGAUGCCCGCGCACCGGCUUGUAUGGCACCUUCUGGUGGGACCGGAGCAGCUGACGGUUGGAUGGCCUGAUGCCCUGUGGUCUCUCUGACAGGCUUGGUGUAAGCAGUGGGAGGUAGCGAAGUUGGGACAAGUGGGAGUCGAUGCAUGGAAUGGCCAGGAAUGAUUCUCGACUUGACCACAGCCGUGUCUGUGCGUAUACUCGUUCUGGUCUUGGUUGCAACUUGCACUGCGUAAGGGCACGGUCGUGAGAGACAAACUGCCUACUGUGCUUGUGCUUGACAGUGGGAAGCAUCUGACACAUGGCGGGCCGUGCCUGUACGAAGCGACCCCGGCUAUGUCCGGGAGAUGAGGUAGCUUGGAAACCUUCGGCCUCAGACUUUGCACCAACGUGGCGUGGGCUCAUCCCACUUUUACCCUUGAGAGGGAGAGCGACAUGUCUUAAUCUUUCCGAAGCGAGAUGGAUGGAUUCAGUACAAGUACACAGAUUGGAGUUUAUCGUUUUGCGCGGGCGUACGGAAGGUAUCAUAUGUGGAUGCGUUUGUACUUGCGUACUCCAAGAAGCCGAAAGAACUCGAGCCUAGCGCCCAAUGUAAGAGCAGUGGUCA